AGGGACGGGAGGCUGGCGUCCGGCCAGCCCGAAGGGAAAGAGGGCCGCGCCCCCGCUCCCGGGCCACCGCCCCAGCUGCAGCCCCGCCCCGGGCCUUCCCCUUCGCCUUCCCUGCCGCCGGCCGGCUCGCUGCGCGGGGCGCUCCAGGGCCCGGGGGGGUGGGGGUGGGGCGGGCCGGGGGUCCCCGCUGCCGGAGCCCGCGGCGGGCCGGAACCGGGGCCCGGGCCCCGCGGCCGCGAGCCACCGCGAUGGUCACUUGGCGACGAGACGGGCGGCUGACGGGCGGCCAGCGGCUGGUGUGCGCCGGCCUAGCCGGGGCGCUGAGCCUCAGCCUCACGGCCCCGCUGGAGCUCGCCACCGUCCGGGCCCAGGUGGGCGCGGGCCCGGGCCAGCCGCGGGGCCCGUGGGCCGCCUGCCGGAGCGUGUGGCGCACCGAAGGGCCCCGGGCCCUGUGGAAGGGCAACGGCGUGGCGUGCCUGCGCCUCUUCCCCUACAGCGUGCUGCAGCUGGCUGCCUACCGCAAGUUCAUACUGGUGUUCGUGGAUGAUCUGGGUUACGUUUCCCAGUCGAGCGCAAUCAUGGCUGGAAGUUUCGCCGGCAUGGUGGCCACCAUUGUCACCUACCCAAGUGACGUCAUCAAAACUCGGUUGAUUAUGCAGGACUUGCUGAAACCGUCUUACAAGGGAAUCUGCCACGCUUUCUGUACUAUUUAUCAGCAGGAAGGCUUUCUGGCACUUUACCGAGGAGUUUCCCUCACCAUUCUAGGUGCUCUGCCAUUCUCUGCUGGCUCUUUCCUAGUUUAUGUGAACCUUAAUCGCAUCUGGAAUGGGCGCCAAGAUCGGUUUUCCCCACUCCAGAACUUUGCCAACAGCUGCCUUGCUGCUGGGGUCGCCCAGACCAUCUCCUAUCCUUUCGACACCAUGAAGAGGAAGAUGCAGGCCCAGAGUUACUGCCUCCCUCGUUGUGCUAGUGGAAACAACAAUUUCUCAGGGGCAGUGGCCUGCUUCCACCAGGUAGUGAAGGCCCAGGGUGUGUUGGCCCUCUGGAACGGACUGUCCGCCAACUUGCUAAAGAUAGUUCCAUAUUUUGGAGUAAUGUUUAGUACCUUUGAGUUUUGCAAGAGAAUCUGCCUUUAUCAAAACGGCUACACCGUGUCCCCUUUGAGCACUAAGCUUACCCCAGGCGUAGAUCAGAGUUUGCAGCCACAAGAAUUACGAGAAUUACAGAAGUUUUUCAAAAACAGACAAUUUUGAGACCAGAAAAGCCACUCUGUAAAAUUGUACAAGGCCAAAAGGUGUGUUAAAAACAUACACGUAUGUACCACCUUAUGACCUUGUGAUGUUGGAAGAGGUUGCUUCUGUCCACCAUGCUGAAAAAAAAAAAAAAAGAGAAGCUUGAAUCUUUCACCAUCUCAUCUGUGGGCCUCGGGCCUUAUUCCUGACUGCACCACUGCACAGUUGGAGGUCUACUUUGAUUAAAGGGCCUGGAGUUCUCCAUCACUAUCUCACAAAUUAUAUCUAGCGUCCCAGGGAUGUGACCGAACAGUCGGUCCCAGCUCAGAGCUUUCUAAGAUCAGCUUACCAAAGCAAGAACAAAACUCAUAUCCAUCGAAAAGAGAAGCAAAGGCCCAAAGAAACAGGCUUACUGUGUUCUUCAAAGAAAGGCGGAACAUAGGUUGGCGUGUACAUUCGUAGACCAGAUCACACUCCCUCUGCCUGGCUUCCCAGUAUUCGCUGCUUGUAGCAACUAGCAGUGAUUGCAAAAUUUACCCAAACCAACACAGCUCCAGUUUGACUAGUUUGGUCUAGACAUUCUCAAUGUAAGAAUUCAUGGCUCCAGCCCUAAUCCUUUGAAGAAAAAAAAAA
Sarcophilus harrisii (Tasmanian devil) is the source of this 1865-nucleotide messenger RNA. It is a transcript of the gene SLC25A43, whose product is annotated as solute carrier family 25 member 43. Lineage: Eukaryota; Metazoa; Chordata; Mammalia; Dasyuromorphia; Dasyuridae. The transcript has 5 exons. Gene Ontology annotation, biological process: transmembrane transport. The coding region runs from base 249 to 1253 and encodes 334 amino acids. The record is from RefSeq and is a predicted model, not a curated record.